UAUGACUGCACAAUUUGAGUAAAGUGGUGAGAAAAGGAUAAAAGUAGGCCAAUAUAAUUUUUUUUUUUUUCUUUUGAAUAAAUAAAAGUAGGCCAACAUUAUGAAAGGAUCUUUUUGAAAGAUUAAAUCAUGCAAAUUUUAAUUUUAUAACCUAGAAUUGAGACAAUAUGACAAUUAAUUUUGAAUAGAGAGUUUUCGUAGCAUAAUUGGUUAAGCAUUUCUCGAUUCAAAACUAUUCCACGAAAACGAAAAGUAAAAGCUGAAGAUAAACAAAAGCAAAAGGUGCCCAAGUAAAAGAAUUUGCACCAAAAACCAAAGCACAAAAAUGUUUGUUAUUGAAACACUGAAAGAAGUUUAGUGUAAGAGUAUAUAGUUCCUCUCUCUUUUCAAGAUCUUAAAUGGGUUCAUAUUUCCAGAUUCUGGCUUUACUUCUUCUCUCUUUACCAUGUAUAUACUCCCAAGUAACAGAGUUUACCAGUAUAGAUUGUGGAGGAGAUGGUAAUUACAGUGACAAAAAAACUGGGUUAGCAUGGAUUUCAGACAAUGGAAUUAUGAAUCAUGGAAAAACAGUAGAUAUUCAGAGCUCAAAUGAUGAAUGGGAACCCUACAAAAAGAGAAGGGAUUUCCCAACAGAUGACAGGAAAUACUGUUAUACAUUAGACACAAAAGAAAGGAGAAGGUACCUUGUAAGGGCAACAUUCCUAUAUGGAAGCACAGAAACUGCUGACACAUACCCCAGCUUUCUGUUAUACUUGGAUGCAACUAAGUGGGCAACUGUAACGGUGUUCGACGGAUCGAGAACGUAUGUUAAAGAGAUGAUCAUCAGAGCACCUUCAAGCUCCAUUGAUGUCUGUCUUUGCUGUGCAACUACAGGGUCUCCCUUUAUCUCUACUCUGGAGCUUCGACCACUGAAUCUCUCAAUGUACGCCACGGAUUAUGAGGACAACUUCUACAUGAAGGUUGCUGCUAGGGUGAACUUUGGAGCUCCUACGAAAGAUCCCAUAAGGUACCCGGAUGAUCCAUUUGAUAGAGUAUGGGAAUCAGACCAAGUUAAAAGGCCAAAUUUUCUAGUAGGAGUAGCUCCAGGAACAGAAAGAAUCGAUACAACGAAGAACAUAGAAGUUAAUAACAGAGAGUAUCCACCAGUUAAAGUGAUGCAGACUGCGGUUGUUGGUACACAAGGGUACCUAACCUACCGGCUGACCCUGGAGGAUUUUCCAGGCAAUGCUAGAGCUUUUGCAUAUUUUGCAGAGAUAGAAAAUCUGAGAUCGAAUGAGACUCGGAAAUUCAGAAUGGAGCAUCCUUAUGUACCUGAUUACAGCAAUGCAGUUGUGAAUAUAGCAGAGAAUGCUAAUGGAACCUACAAGCUUUAUGAACCUAGCUACAUGAAUGUGACUCUGGAUUUUGUUCUGUCGUUUUCGUUUGUAAAGACACCAGACUCAACAGAAGGUCCGCUCUUGAGUGCAAUUGAGAUCAGCAAAUAUGUUCAGAUUGGUUCAAAAGCUGAUGCUCAAGAUGUGAUUGCACUUAAUGCCAUUCAAGCCAUGCUGCCUGCUGAACCGGGUAAACAAGAUAAAGGGGAUCCUUGCACUCCAACACAAUGGGAAUGGGUAAUCUGCAGCUCAACUUCACUACGACAAAUUACUGCAAUACAUUUAUCACAGAGAAAUCUGACAGGGGUUAUACCACCUGAGAUUCAGAAUAUGGAUGCACUGACAGAAUUGUGGUUGGAUGGUAACUCCCUCACUGGACCCAUCCCUGAUAUCAGUAGCCUCCUCAACUUAAAAAUUGUGCAUUUAGAGAACAACAGACUCAAUGGAUCUCUACCCUCUUAUCUAAGUAGCUUACCGAGUUUACAGGAGCUGUACAUUCAGAACAACUACUUCAGUGGUAAAAUACCUCCGGCAUUACUAAGCAAGAAAAUUAAUUUCAACUACAACGGAAAUUCUGGGUUAACAAAAGGAAUGCAACUAGGGACAAAAGUGAAGCUGGCUGUAGGAAUUUCAGUGGCAACAUUGGUAGCUUUAAUAAUCCUAGUAAUUUGCUUAUUACUGCGGAAAUUCAAAAGAAAGGCAUCUCAGCAAAAUAGUUAUAAAGUAGGGGGCUCCUUGCAUGCAAUUACCAAGCCUCAGAACCGCCAUAACCUCACACGAGGGGCGCAUCUAAUGGAUGACGGUGUAGCUUGUUGCAUUAAGCUGUCUGAAAUAGAAGCUGCCACUAUGAAAUUUACCAAGAACAUUGGAAGAGGAAGCUUUGGAGUUGUCUAUUAUGGUAGGAUGAAGGAUGGCAAGGAGGUUGCAGUUAAAAUCAUAGGUGACCCAACAAGCCAGGGAACCAAACAAUUUUUAACCGAGGUUUCCCUGUUAUCAAGAAUUCAUCACAGAAAUUUGGUUCCUCUUAUUGGAUAUUGUGAAGAAGCAAACCAUAGAAUUUUGGUCUACGAAUACAUGCAUAAUGGGACCCUGCGAGACCACAUACACGAUCCUAUCAAACAGAGACAGCUAGAUUGGCUAACUCGUUUGCGCAUUGCAGAAGAUGCAGCUAAAGGCCUUGAAUACUUGCACACUGGAUGCAGUCCUAGUAUCAUUCACCGAGAUGUAAAAACUAGCAACAUCCUCUUAGAUAUAAAUAUGAGGGCUAAAGUAGCAGACUUUGGCCUUUCAAGACAAGCUGAAGAAGAUCUCACUCACAUAUCAAGCGUAGCUAAAGGAACAGUAGGAUAUCUAGACCCAGAGUACUAUGCAUGUCAGCAGCUCACUGAGAAAAGCGAUGUAUAUAGUUUUGGUAUUGUUCUCUUGGAACUGAUAGCUGGAAGAAAGCCCAUCACAGAAGAUUACGGGACUGACUGGAAUAUAGUACACUGGGCAAGAUCAUUAAUCCGUAAGGGGGAUGUUGGAAGCAUGAUUGAUCCUUUGCUAGCAGACAGCGUAAAGCUAGAGUCUGCUUGGCGAGUGGCUGAAGUAGCCAUACAAUGUAUCGAACAACACGGAACCUCAAGGCCUAAAAUGCAGGAAAUUAUCAUGGCUAUACAAGAUGCAGUGAUGUUAGAGAAAGGAGCAGAAAACAACCAGAAUAUUUCUUCAGGUAGUGGAAGAGCACAAUCUUCAAGAAAAACAUUGCUGACAAGCUUCCUUGAGAUAGAGAGUCCAGAUUUGUCAAAUGCUCGUUUAACCCCAUCUGCAAGAUAAGCAUGUAAGAUAAUUCAUGUUACCCAUACAAAUGUAGCAUAACAUUGCAUAAUCAUGUGUUGUACAAAAUUACUUCAUCUAAUUAGUUAAGGUGAUAAAGUUUGAAUUUUGGGCAUGUCCAUUCAAAUUCCUAUUACACUCUUUGCACCACAGACUUUUGUCCGUUAGAAAUUACAAAUGAUUAAUACAAAUAAAAUAGAAUACAACGAGACUAAUCUU
This is a messenger RNA of Chenopodium quinoa (quinoa), 3407 nucleotides long. Its product is annotated as probable LRR receptor-like serine/threonine-protein kinase At1g67720. Bases 399 to 3188 code for a protein of 929 amino acids. Gene Ontology annotation, biological process: protein phosphorylation. The record is from RefSeq and is a predicted model, not a curated record. Gene Ontology annotation, molecular function: ATP binding; protein binding; protein kinase activity. The transcript has 15 exons. NCBI's taxonomy places the organism in Eukaryota, Viridiplantae, Streptophyta, Magnoliopsida, Caryophyllales, Amaranthaceae.